Molecule: messenger RNA, 2110 nt
Organism: Anoplopoma fimbria (sablefish)
Lineage: Eukaryota; Metazoa; Chordata; Actinopteri; Perciformes; Anoplopomatidae
Gene: brf2
Product: BRF2 RNA polymerase III transcription initiation factor subunit
Exons: 4
Coding region: 128-1420 (430 amino acids)
Biological process (GO): transcription preinitiation complex assembly; transcription initiation at RNA polymerase II promoter
Cellular component (GO): transcription preinitiation complex; nucleus
Molecular function (GO): TBP-class protein binding; RNA polymerase II general transcription initiation factor activity
Source: RefSeq, a predicted model, not a curated record
UACCCGGACACAUUAUAUGCGCCCCCGGCGACGUUCACCUGACGUUCCAUCGCUGUUUACAGUAUAUCCAUGCUGAUCUCGAGCCCGGCGGUGUAUCUCAGGUGUUAUUGAGGUUAUUUUUUGGAAGAUGUCUCGUGUGGGUUUGCGCUGCCCGGGCUGCGGCUCCUCCAACGUUGUGGACGAUGACCUGUACUGUCAGGCCCAGACGGUGUGUGCGGACUGCGGCUCGGUGGUGUCCGAAGGAGGGCUGGCCAGUGAGAGCGUCUACGUAGGGGGUUCAGAUGUCAGCUACAGCCGAACCACAGCAGGGGCCAAAAAGCCAUGUAUGAACCUGAUAAAAGGUCUUCAGCAUGUGAAAGCCAUGUGUCGGAUCCUCAGGGUCAACAGUGAGAUCGAGGAGCUCUCGAAGACCUAUUACAGCCGGGCUUAUCAGCACGAAACUUUCAUCAGAGUGAGCCUCCAGAAGAAAGAGGCUCUCGUUGGUUGCUGUGUGCUUGUGAGCUGUAGAUUGCUCAAUUGGCCCAUAACUAUGGGAACCAUAAGCUACCUGCUGGACGCCGACCCGAUGGUGGUGGGAGUGAUUUACCUGGAGAUGGUCAAAGUUCUCAACAUCGAGGCGCCGAGCGCCAACAUCACCGAUGUGAUGGAGGCCCACAGUCACGAGUACAAAAUUAGCUCACUUCACGUUCCUGAAGAAUUGGCAGAGAAUCAUAAGGACUUGACCAAACGCGCCGUGGAGCUGGUGGAGCUGGCAGCGGACACCUGGAUUGUGACGGGCCGUAGACCCAUCCCCAUCAUGAUGGCAGCCAUCUAUCUGUCAUGGCAGUCCUUGAAACCCAACAAGCACCGCUUGAAAUUCUCCCUGGACAAAUUCUGUCAGAUUGCCAAAGUGAACAAGCAAAAGCCUGCUAUGAAGAGGAUAACUGAGAUGAAGGAGGUUCUGUGUAAGCUGGGUAAGGAGAUUCCCUGGGUCAGGGAAGCGGUGACGCCGGACAAUGUCGUUAAGCAGGUGGAGGAUAUUCUGAAAAACAGGUAUGCGCUGCUAAGGAGGGCUCUCAGGACCCAAGAGGAGGCCCUUCUGGCAGAGAGUGAGGCCAGCUGUGAGGACUCUCUAACAGAGGAGACCCGAAUCUCUGAGCUUGUGGAUCAGACUCCAAAUGCAUCCUCUGUAGAAGAAAGUGAACUGAAUGCUGAGCCGCACAGAGACACUCAGAAGAGCCAGGAUCCAGCACCGAACUGGGGGAAGAGAGUGCUGUUUGCUCCCCCGUGUGUGGUCCACGCUAAGAAAAGGAGAGUGGAGCAGCCCGAGCUCAAGGAUGUUACAGGAUAUGAAGAAAUCUCUGACAGUGAAAUUGACUCAUACAUCCGCACGCCUCGGGAAGCUCGAGAGUUCGCUCAGACACAGAAGAUGCUUUCUUGAGUGACAAAUCGUUACGACCGGAUCAUUCAAAUACGGAUGCAGGCAUUUUAUUUCUAUGAGAUUUGGGUCGUGAUAAGAGAUGCUACAACCUUUUUGUAUGUAGUUUGUGCAGUAACAGAUCAUAUCUGUUUUUGUUUUUGCUGCCUAUACUUGAUUUACCAUCAAUAAAGUUAAGUUGAAGUGGUUCAAAAAAGUAAUGUUUUUGCAUCAGUGAAAAAGGAAGUGUGAAGAUCUCUCCUAAACAAAGUGGAAAAAGCUUUUCUUUUAAAGGAAAGACAUAAUGGUAAUAAUAGUGUAUUCAUUACAGAUUGGUUUUGCACAUCGUCCACAUCGCUUAUAAAUGCCCGAUUUUAAAGAAUUUACCGGGUUUAUGAUGUGUGAUAUUGGGGUCGCUUUGGUUUUGCAUAAUUAGACCUACUUUCUUUAUAAUAGGUAUUUUUCUAAGAGGACAUUUUAACAUGUCAAAAUAAGGAAAUCAAGAUGUCUGCUUGGAAAAGGGUCCAUUAUGCCAAGUCUCUAAUGAAACCUUCAUUUGUUGCGUUGUUUGAAUAUCUACUGACCAAUAAGUACUUUAAUAACACCUAAAGGUUUUUAAGGUAUUACUUCUCCACUUACACAUUCACUGAAAAUGCCAGCAUGACAUUCUUAAUGUUAGCUUUGAAUGAUUCCACUGUUAAAAUCCAUCCUUUC